Messenger RNA from Penicillium coprophilum, 1323 nucleotides. RefSeq lists its product as uncharacterized. Gene Ontology annotation, biological process: transmembrane transport. Lineage: Eukaryota; Fungi; Ascomycota; Eurotiomycetes; Eurotiales; Aspergillaceae. The transcript has 2 exons. The coding region runs from base 1 to 1323 and encodes 440 amino acids. The record is from RefSeq and is a predicted model, not a curated record. Gene Ontology annotation, molecular function: transmembrane transporter activity.
AUGAUCGUCUCUCUUUCGGUGUUUCUAAUGCCACUAUCUUCGUCAAUUGUCGCACCCGAGUUGAGUACCAUAAAAGACGAACUACACAUGGGCAGCUCACUAGAAGCAGUUCUCGUCAUGUCAACUUUCGUCCUGACCUACUGUCUCGGACCUCUACUACUCGGCCCAUUGAGCGAGAUAUAUGGAAGAGCCGCAGUCUUGCAUUCCGGGAAUACAUUUUACCUGAUCUUCAACCUGGUAUGUGGAUUCGCUCGAAAUAAAGGCGAAUUACUCGCCUCUCGUCUCCUCGCCGGCUUCGGAGGCGCCGGCGGACUUGUUGUGGGCGCUGGUAUCAUCAGCGACUGCUUCCCCAAAGAAGAGCGCGGCUGGGUCAUCGCCAUCUAUAAUCUUGGGCCUGUCUUCGGCCCUUCCCUGGGGGCUGUCAUUGGUGGGUUUAUCACUCAAUACACAACAUGGCGCUGGGCAUUCUGGGCAACAUCCAUCUUCGACGGGGUCUUGAUUGUGCUUGGCUUGCUUGCCAUGCAGGAGACAUACCCACCUGUCAUUCUCACGAGGAGAAAGGCGAGGAUGCUGAAAACGGCUGCGCCAAAUACUCUACUGAAGACACCUUAUGAGAAGCCAGACCAGACUCUCGGCCAGUUAUAUCGCAACUCUCUUCUCAGGCCCCUGCAGCUCCUGAGAGUCCAGCCCAUCGUCCAGCUCCUAGCCAUAUUUUAUGCCUAUCUAUACGGACUGAUGUACCUAGUUCUCUCAACUUUCACAACUCUCUGGGAAGAGAAGUACCACCAGCCCCUCGGUCCAGCUAGUCUGAACUACCUGGCGUUAGGAAUCGGAUACUUCCUGGGCUCGCAAGUGUGCGGGUUCCUCGCAGAUCCGAUAUGCAGAUCCCUGAAAAAGAAACAUGACGGGAAUGGCAAACCGGAAUUUAGAGUAAUUCUCAUGUUUCCCGCCUCGAUCCUCGCCCCUGUCGGUCUGCUCUGGUACGGAUGGGCAGCGCAGGCCGUCACUCAUUGGAUUGUGCCUGAUCUUGGCAUUGCGCUGUUUGCCGGCGCUGCGAUGGUUCUGUUCCAGUGUACCAGUGCGUAUCUGUAUGAGGCUUUUACAUUGUAUGCGGCUAGUGCGACGGGCGCUGUUUAUAUUCUUCGUGGAUUAACGGGGUUCGGGUUUCCUCUUUUUGGUCCGAGGAUGUAUCAGUCAUUGGGUUAUGGGUGGGGGACUACUAUACUGGCUCUUGUUGCUGUUGUUGUGGGCUUUCCGGUGCCUGUUAUUCUUUGGAGAUAUGGUGAGAGACUUAGAACUAAGAGUAGUUAUGCUGUUGGGUAA